GACCAGUAACUUCUUCAUUCCUUCACUAAACUUUCCAGUUCUUGCCCUUUCAGCUUGAUACUCUUCUCAGACUCAGAAUGGCUGAACAGGAUCAAUACCUCACAGAUCUAAGAAAGGAAAAUGAGCAAUGCAAGAAUGAAAUUAUGGAUUUAAGAAAAGAGAAUGGAAACCUCAAAUCAAAUAACAGGACAUUAAGAUUGGAGAAUGAGAAAUGCAAUAAAGAACUUGAAGAUUUAAGACAAAAGAACAGAAACCUCAAAUUAGAAAUCAGCAAAUUAAGACCGGGCCUUCAGGACAGCCAAAAAGAAAUGCCCUGCCCCAAAGAAAGAAUGAGUAAAGCAGUAGACCAUAAAUCAGAAAGCAGUGAAGAGCCCAGAGAAUCUGAACUGAAAACUGUGAAUGAGAAAUGUGCAAACAAGAAGCACUGGGUAAAACUUCCAUUCCAGCUGAACUCAACAGAACAUGAUAUGCAGCAGCCACAGGAAAUGAAUGCAGAUGAACAAAACGACAGCAGGAAGCAAUCAAAGGAAGCGAUCAAGGUGCCACAGAAGCAGUGCACUUCAGUAGCAAAGGGACUUAGACCUCGAACCCAACAUCAAGAAUCACUAGUCUCUAUCGGCAUAGAUUUCGGCACAGCAUUCACUGGAUACAGCUUCGGGUUUAAAGGAGCAAAACAGAUUCGGCAGCCUAAAUGGGGUGAAGAGUACGGAAUGAACACCCCCAAAACUCCUACCUGCAUUUUAUUUGAUGAAAAUAAAAAUUUUCUGAAGUUUGGCUAUGAUGCUAUAAUGACAUACACCAGACAGACACGGAGAAAUGAAGCAAAGAAGCUUUUCCUCUUUGACGACUUCAAAAUGGAGCUCUAUGGCAAGGUGUUGCACAGAGACUCAAUGAUGACUGCCAAAAACGGGAAAAAAAUGAGAGCUAUGAAAGUGUUCUCUGAGAGCCUGAAAUUCAUGAAAGAUCACGCCCUGGAUAUGAUUGGAAAGCACACAGCUGGAGUAACGUACUCUGCCUCUGAUGCUACAUGGGUUUUGACGGUUCCAGCCAUCUGGAGUGCAGCAGCUAAACAGUUCAUGACAGAAGCAGCUACAGAGGCUGGUCUGGUGACAAAAUCUGAGCCUGAAAGACUGAUUGUAGCUCUGGAACCAGAAGCUGCAUCUGUGUGGUGUAAACAGCUCCCAAAGGAAGGUUUUAUGGAAGGAGAUCUUACAGAAGCAGAGACAAUAGAACAGAUCUCAGGAACACAGUACAUGGUGGUGGACUGUGGAGGUGGAACCAUUGACGUCACAGUGCAUGAGGUGGCAGAGGGGGGCUGUCUAAAGGAGCUGCACAGGGUAUCAGGAAACAACCUGGGUGGUCAGACAGUGGACAAAAACUUCAAAUCACUCCUCAGAGAGAUCUUCUCUGAAAAGGUGUUUGAUGAGUUUGAGGAAAAUCAUCCCAGUGAGCUGAAGAGGCUGAUGUAUGAUUUUUCCAUCUGUAAACGUUAUGAUGGGGAGGUGCUGGUGCAGUGUCCUUAUAAUUUACAAGAGCUAGCCAGGAAAGUAAAAGACAUAGAAGACUAUUUUGAGGGAAACAGUGAUGCUGAAUGGGAAAGUGGACAAAUACUGCUGUCAGGGACAAUGCUGAGAGCUUUACAUGAUAAUAGUAUCAGAGGUAUAGAAAACCUUAUAGAAGAGAUUUUGCAGAAAAGCAACCUGACCAUCAGGUAUAUCUUGCUUGUUGGAGGCUUUGCCUUGAGUCCUUAUGUGAACGGCUUUGUUAAAGAGAAGUUUGGGUCUAAGUAUAAAGUGCUCUGUCCUGUAGAUGCUGAAUUGGCUGUUGUUAAAGGAGCUGUCAUGUUUGGCAUGAUGCCAAAUGUGGUGGAAUCACGGAUCUGAGUACUGUGAUGUUCAAUUUCACUGCUUGGGAAAGAAUGGCAGGUGAAUGUUUUUGAUGAAAGUAAAGGGUACACCUUUAGUACACUGAUUCAGCACUGUUAAUGUGAAAUCUGAUUAUAUAAAUGAAUUGGCUUACGGUUAUUUCAUAUACAUAUAUUUAUAAUCUUAUUGGGAAG
Messenger RNA from Pygocentrus nattereri (red-bellied piranha), 2059 nucleotides. Its product is annotated as heat shock 70 kDa protein 12A-like. Bases 78 to 1883 code for a protein of 601 amino acids. NCBI's taxonomy places the organism in Eukaryota, Metazoa, Chordata, Actinopteri, Characiformes, Serrasalmidae. The transcript has 13 exons. Gene Ontology annotation, molecular function: ATP-dependent protein folding chaperone; ATP binding. The record is from RefSeq and is a predicted model, not a curated record.